AUGGAAAAGGAGUGUUCUGCUAAUCCAUGGGAUCUACGUCCCAAUAUUGAAAGACCCACUUCCAAAUGUGCUCCUCCAUUACUAUUAGACGUCUCCAAAAAACUGAAACAAAAUCUUAGUGGACAUCCUUCGCAUAAAGAGCCGUUCCGCACAAAGUAUCCAUCUAAAGUCACUUCGAAGACUAGCGGAAAAGAAAACGAUGCUAAUAAGUUGCAAAGUAAUCAGGCCUUUCAUAUGAGUGAACAACAUCUACUUGUUCGGCCGAAAAGUGGUCACACCUUGAAAGAUGUGGAUAAUUUUCCUCUUGAUUCAUUAAAGGUCCCUAGUUUAACUGCAUCUUAUCAAAAUAGUCGUUCACAAUGCAACACACUUAAAGGAGAAUCGUUUUGCCACUCUGUUACUGGUUCUACUAGUAUUCACUCUAACAUAAUAAAGCCAAGAAUCGCCAAGUGUGGCUCUUUACUUGGUCGUUCUCUAACCAAUGAAGUGGACACAUCAAAUAUAGCGGCUAAUCCUCCUGUAAUAAACUUUGAUUCUACAAAUACGAAUAAUACAAUCAACAGUCUUGAAACUCCUGACGUUCAAUUUGUAAAUGACAUGCGUGAGGUUGAUGCUGGACAUAUUGUACCUACACGUCCUGUAGAGGAUACAUUAAAUAUGUGUGUCUCGAAUCGUUUAAGAUCUAGUCGAAGCUCUUUUCCUGUACAUAAUUAUAUCAAACUCAACUUGAAGAAGAAACAGUUUUGCAGUAAAGGAUCAUCAAGGCAACGAACGUUGAGGAGAAAAGUUUAUUUAAACAAGCUCAGAAAAAAGUUCAAAAAUGUUCAUCAUAAGACAAACUCCUGCUUUAUUUGCGGGGUUUCAGGUCACUGGGCUAAUAAGUGUCCACAGACCAUCAUGAAACCCCAACCCUCUAUCAAUAACAAUUUACUUGACUGGCAACAAUCCGAUAACACGUGUAAAAUACUCAGUCUUGCUGAACUGGAUAAUCGCUACUUUCCAGCUCAAAUUAAUGAUGUUUUGCCAAUCGAAUUUAUAAGUAAUCUUCCGAAACAAUCUUCUGUUGACGAACUGUCUCGUCGUGUGCAAUGCUGUCUACAAGAUUUGGGUUUUGAGUCAUUCCGUCCUGGUCAAGAGUUAGUUAUUUUGCGUACACUUCUAGGCAUUUCAACAUUGGCUGUAAUGCCGACAGCUUUUGGGAAGUCACUUUGCUACCAAAUACCUGCACUAAUACACCAGCAAGUUUAUAAAACUGUCGCCUUGGUCAUCUCACCCCUUAUUUCGUUGAUGGAAGACCAGGUCAUACAGCCUAUUUCGGGAUUACAUGGCACUUUUUUGAACUCAAGCCAGUCUGUCGAUCGCAAAAAAGAAAUAUUAGAAGAAGCUCAUAGGGGGAAAUAUUCUUUUCUUAUGCUUUCACCUGAAGCAAUAGUGGAUUCUGAUUGGAUGCUUCAAUCCGGACGCCUACCUCCGAUAAGUUUUGUUUGUAUCGAUGAAGCACAUUGUCUAGCUGAUUGGUCCAAUCAUUUUCGACCAUCUUAUCUUCGCGUAUGUAAUCUACUUCGGAAAUAUAUGGGAGUUAAUUGUUUUUUGGGCCUUUCUGCAACUUGUACCCCAGAUGUCAUCACGAAUAUUUGUAAUAAUUUGGGAAUUCAUAACCCAACACGGUUUGUUGGUGAUACAAUUAACGAGACAACUUUACAUCAACCUGGUUAUGUUCAACCAGUGUUAACUCCUUUACCGUCACAUUUGACAAUAUCAGCAUCAAUGGAUGAUAAAAAGGAUGAAGCGCUUUUGAAGUUACUGACAAGGAAACCAUUUAAUCGAUUAACUGGAGGGAUAUUAAUAUAUUGUGCAACCAGAGAAGAAACAGAACACUUAGCAUCAUACAUUCGUACAGCUUUGCAGGAUAAAGUGGAUCAGGUUGGCCGUAGACGUAUGAGUUGGACAACAGCUGCAUAUCAUGCUGGUCAAACGACAAGUGAAAGAUCUCGUAUACAAAAGAAAUUUAUGAGUGGUAAAAUACGUGUUCUAAUUGCCACAUGUGCUUUUGGGAUGGGAUUGAAUAAAUCUGAUUUACAAGCUGUCAUUCAUUUCUCACUUACUAAAUCAUUUGAAAAUUAUGUACAAGAAAUAGGUCGUGUAGGACGUCAACAACAGGUCUCCUAUUGUCAUGCAUUUUUACCCUCCUCUUUAAUGAGUGAUCCUCAUGAAGCAAAUUAUAUAAGACGGCAUAUUUUUGCUAAUCACCUUGAUGCUGUAUUAUUGAAACGUUUACUUGGAUUGAUAUUUAAAGACUUUCAUUGUACAUGUCGUUUUGUUGAAAACCACAAAGAAAACCCAGUGUCAUGUCAAGGUCAUGUACAUGCAAUCGAUCUACGAGUUGUCAGUGAACAAAUCGAUAUAAAACCUGAAAGCUUAGCUACUAUAUUGGCCUACAUAGAAUUAGAACCCGGCAAUCCAAUAAUUUCGUUACUGCAUUCUGGUUAUGCUAUGGCUACUGUCUACUGCUAUGGAGGUCAGCAAGAGAUGGCUUAUGCUUGCCAACGUUGUUUAGCUGUUUCAGGUGCGCUUAGUUUAUGGAAAAGUGAACAAACGAAAGAUACACAAACCAUAAACGAAUAUCCUAGGCAGUUGACGUUAAAUUUACCACAACUGUUUAAUCGUUGGGGUUGGAAGCCAAAUGUAGUGAAACAAGAAUUAAAAAAACUGGAAUGGGAUUAUUCCAAAAGCAAUAAUACCACCGAGGCGUCUAGUAAAGCGUAUCGUACUGGGAUAAAUAUUGAUUUUUCACAUUGGAGUUCUUGGCUAUGGAUUCAUGGGUCUGAAGUACCAAUUACAAAUGAGCGUUUAGAUACUUGUUUGACCUACUUGAAUAAUCGCCUGCAACAAGCUGAGGAAGCCGCUUUACUUAGUAUCGAACAAUUAACAUUGGCUUUAGGUGCUGUCGCACAACCGUGUCUUCAAGACAUCUACCCUGAAGAAACCAACGAUGAUCUAGAGAGUCCUAAACCUGCUUGCAAAAAAUAUAGUGAACAGUGGUCAUCUGUUGUGCACGAAAUUAUCAAGUCCCAUUUUGCCGGUACUAAAAGCAAUUUACGAGAUGAUAAGUUAGCACUUAUUGAGAAUUGUCAAUCUCGAUACCAUUGGCCAACAGUUGUAACAGAUACUCAGAUCGCUCAGGUGCAGUCUACAGUUAGAAACUUUGUACAUAUAUAUGAAUCUAGUCUUGAUCGAAAAAUCACAGGUCGGACAAUCGCUAAUAUAUUUCAUGGGAUAUCGACUCCUCACUUCCCUGCAACUACAUGGUCAUAUUGUCGACGAUUCUGGAAAGUCCAUUUGGAUAUUGAUUGGCGAACUAUUAAGAAGAUUGCUACCCAAGAGUUACUAAUUCAUUUUUCAUGCACUUAAAUAAUUUAUUCACACCAUUUGUAACAUAGACAUUGAAUUUAAAAAUGAAUCACUGUACCAAUAAAUAAACACAUGAGUAGUUUCUAAAUUAACGGUUAUCUAGUCAUCUUAAUAUUUAGAAUCAAACUUUGUGUAGAAGGUUACCAACCUGAGACGAAACUAUUUGGGUUUGGAUCCCCCAAAGUAUAACAUUUAUGCAGGCUUUGAUACGUCCUACUUCCUCUAUUAAUUUCCAACCAGUGCAUUCCAUCUGGAUUUAUACAGUUGGAGAGGAGGAUGUACAGGACACAUGUGUUC
Messenger RNA from Schistosoma rodhaini, 3708 nucleotides. NCBI's taxonomy places the organism in Eukaryota, Metazoa, Platyhelminthes, Trematoda, Strigeidida, Schistosomatidae. The record is from the annotation of a GenBank genome assembly.